Molecule: messenger RNA, 1409 nt
Organism: Aaosphaeria arxii CBS 175.79
Lineage: Eukaryota; Fungi; Ascomycota; Dothideomycetes; Pleosporales
Product: transcription factor spt3
Exons: 3
Coding region: 148-1119 (323 amino acids)
Biological process (GO): transcription by RNA polymerase II
Cellular component (GO): SAGA complex
Molecular function (GO): protein heterodimerization activity; transcription coregulator activity
Source: RefSeq, a predicted model, not a curated record
CUCCUCGCAAGUGCGUUCACAGUUCAACCUUGUCCUACCCACAACAUCGACAUCUCAUCCCUACGAUACUUUUCCGCAUCAAAACCUGUUACUAGAAAUUACUUCAUCUGACUUUUCGAGACUCAUUAGAAGCGCAAAGUCGACAUCAUGGCUGACAAGGACAAGUUGGCGAAGUACCGGACGGAGAUCCAACAGAUGAUGUUUGUCUCGGGAGAGACGGGGGAGCCAUCAGCAGAAACAACUACUCUCAUCGAGUCUAUUGUCCAAGAUCAGGUUCAACAUAUGUUGAGAGAAUGCACCAACCUCGCUACUCGUCGUGGUUCACGAUCUAUCUCGACCGAUGAUCUCAUGAUGCUGAUUAGACACGAUCGAGCUAAAAUCUCUCGCCUUCGUCAUUUCCUUCAGUGGAAAGAUGUCCGCCGUUCAGUCAAGGACUCAGAUGACAAGGGUGGUGAUGCAGGCGCGGAUGUAGCUGCUGGAGACGCAGAUCUUGCCGCGGGCGUUGUUGGUGCCGGCAGCGGUCCUGGCCCGGAAGCAGGAAAGAAGGCGAAGAGGGCCAAGGUCGACCUCGUCUGGGAAGUCCAGUCAUUCUUCAGCGAGAACCCUCCUCAGCUUGACGAUGUUGAGGAUGAAGAGGAGGAAGAGAUGAACUUUGCAACCCUCCAGCGCCUCAAGAAUGCCGACGAGCGCACCAAAAACAUGACCCGAGAAGAAUACGUGCACUGGUCUGACUGCCGUCAAGCAUCCUUCACAUAUAGGAAGGGUAAGCGUUUCAAGGAGUGGGCUGGGUUCGGUCUCAUUACGGACUCGAAGCCUAGCGAUGAUAUCAUCGACAUCCUUGGAUUCCUGACCUUCGAAAUCGUCCAGACUCUUACCGAAGAGGCGCUCAAGGUCAAAGAUGCUGAGGACCUGUACAAGAAGAAUACAGGAGGCGAGCCGCAGAGCAAUAAGCGCAAGCGCGAGCGUGGCCUAUUCGACCCACCAGAGGAGGCCAGGGAGCCAGUUCAACCAUCCCAUGUGCAAGAGGCAUACCGACGCUUGCAGCGCGGGAACAACAAGAGCCGGGCGAUGCUCAACUUCACUCGCAAUGUCCAUCGCGCACAACUCAAGCUAAUUUGAUCAGCACGCAUUUCGUGCUGUCAGAGCAGGAGUCAUGGGUCGGUCUCAUUUUCUUCCAAUUCAUCGAAUUCAUCAGUUAGGCGUUCAAGGGUCUCCAAUGAUACCCAAAUAAUUUUCAGGAACUGGCGCAUCUCGCCACACAUUUUCUUAUUUUAGGGUCAAGGCAGUGGAUACCUUGCAACAGCGUAGAAAGCAUAUGGGGGAACUGCUUUAUUUUCUUACUCACAAUAAAGGCAUUAUUAAGCGCUCCAAAUUCCAUACCUAUCUAGCAUGAAUCAAGAACUUCAAAU